This is a messenger RNA of Phytophthora infestans T30-4, 576 nucleotides long. RefSeq lists its product as uncharacterized. Bases 22 to 576 code for a protein of 184 amino acids. Lineage: Eukaryota; Oomycota; Peronosporomycetes; Peronosporales; Peronosporaceae. The transcript has 3 exons. The record is from RefSeq and is a predicted model, not a curated record.
CGCAUCCGACGUGAGAGCAACAUGGGCGCCAAGCAGUCGCGUGUGGUGACAUCCGAGGUGGCAGCGGAGCUGCGUCCGGAGGACGAGCACGAAAGAGAGACGCGUGCCUCCAUCCGUCUCACGCCAGCGCUCGUGGAUCAGAUCAACGGCACGCAUACCGCCCACAACACAGCGGCGGGGGGUGUCGACGCACAGCAGCAGGCGAUCUUCAAGAAACAGAUGCAGAUGGCCUACGCUAAGGGUGUUGAUGACUGCCGAAAGAAGAUGGAGGCGGAGCUAAAGCAGCAGCAAGCAGCCACUAGUGCGCCAAGUCUAGCGCAGCAGGCGCAGUUUGCCAAGGAGCAGGAGGAACGUGAAAAUAAGCGCGUGGAGCAGCUAGUGGCUGAGAUCAACAAGAAGAAGUACCGCGCACCGCUCCGCGACGUGCAGUGCUCAUCUGAGCGUGAUGCGUGCUUGCAAUGCUAUAGAGACAAGAAGAGCGACGUCUUGAAGUGCAAGGAAGUGGCCGACGCCUUCGUGCGAUGCGCUCGACAAAACACCGAGGUGCGUACGGGCAGCAACACCGGACCAGGGUGA